AUGACUCCAACUGUGUGUCCGCACUAUGCAUCAGCAGUGUGUAUGGCUGCGAUUUGCACUUGCUGCGACAGGCAGCCUGCACCCCUGGCCUGUUCAGGAAGACAUUCGGCUAUUUGCCAGAACAUGCCAGGAACAGAGAAUUGGUGUGGAUGUUGUCAGGUGUUGCGAUACCAAGACGGUGAGAAAUACGGACUUCGCUCCGCCUUUGUCAAAGGACUGACAGCAGGCAGCGAAGGAAGCAACCAACUUGCAGUCGUUCUGGUGUACUUGAGUGAUGUGGACGAAGGACUGGAGGCAGACUUGCCUAUCGCAGAUGUGCUGCGGGCUCAGGACAACGGCGCGGUGUUCCCAGGGUGUGUGGCCCAGGGGCUUGCAGGGAAAGCCCAGAAGGUGGGGUAA
Ostreobium quekettii is the source of this 399-nucleotide messenger RNA. Lineage: Eukaryota; Viridiplantae; Chlorophyta; Ulvophyceae; Bryopsidales; Ostreobiaceae. The record is from the annotation of a GenBank genome assembly.